UGUCGUCAUGAUUCUGAACCAGAUUUUGCGACUCUCAUCCAUUUUUCGCUCCGCUGUGUCCACUCAGUUGCGCAGAAACAUAGGGCUUUCUGCUGUCGUCUUUAAUAAGACAAAAGAGCUCGAUCCAGUUCAGAAGCUCUUCUUGGACAAGAUCAGAGAAUACAACACAAAGAGCAAGCAAGCAGGAGGGCCUGUUGAUGCAGGCCCUGAAUUUCAGAAAGAAAUGAACGAAUCCCUUGCUCGACUUCAACGGGCAUAUGGUGGGGGAGAUCUAACUAAGUUUCCAGAAUUUAAAUUUGAGGAGCCCAACUUUGAGGAGACUCCAAAAUGAUUUCUGUAGGUUGCAGCAUACCAAGCAGCAGCAUACAGCAGUGGAGUUGCUGAACAUGGCACCAGUUGUAACUUAAUAAAUGCAGUGUUGAAGUUUGAUUUCA
Nestor notabilis (Kea) is the source of this 434-nucleotide messenger RNA. RefSeq names its product ATP synthase, H+ transporting, mitochondrial Fo complex, subunit F6 (gene ATP5PF). NCBI's taxonomy places the organism in Eukaryota, Metazoa, Chordata, Aves, Psittaciformes, Psittacidae. The transcript is spliced from 3 exons. Bases 8 to 331 code for a protein of 107 amino acids. Gene Ontology annotation, molecular function: proton transmembrane transporter activity. Gene Ontology annotation, biological process: proton motive force-driven ATP synthesis. The record is from RefSeq and is a predicted model, not a curated record.